AUGCGCGCAGCCUCGUCCACUGGCACGCCAGGUUCCCAGAACUCAUCCCGCGGACUAUUCCACCCGUACUCGCCCGCCUCGCCCGCCUCCGGUGCUUGGCUAUUCUCAGACUCGUCAGAGGAAUCCUCUUGGUCAGCAGCAGACUCUCUGCUCUGUGACGAUGGCGUGCAUCCAAUUAGCGCGUCGUUCAAGCGCGGCGGUCUACAGCCCCCUCAACGUCUCGUCCUCUACCCUACCCCGACCGGAACUCUGGCGACUCCCAUCAACGAGCGUGGAUGCCCUACUGUCGCUCAGUACCUGGCCGUGGAGACGUCCUACGUGAACGACCACGCUCCCGCCCGUCGUCAGAAGGCACUGCUUAGCUAUGAGUCGAUGUGCGAGAUUGCCCAAGUCCUUGCUUCCUACAACGAGCCCGUUAUCCAACUAGAAGACGGCCGGUUAUUACAUGCGACCUAUCCAGCCACUGGCAUUAUGGCCACUUCCGCCAUGCGCCACUGGGCUCGUUCGAAGUUCACUCUCUCCCACGAUGGCGCCGUCUUAUGCAAGGGCAAGCAAGUGCUCGUUCGCGAACAAUUCUACUCGGCGCUCUGCUGGGCGCAUAUGCAGAGCGCUCAUGGAGGCCGCGACAAGACUUCGCGGGUGCUCUGGCGGUUCGCUGGCGUUCCCAAGGAGCUGAUCAUGCGCUUCGUCGCGUCGUGCCCGACCUGCAUUGACAAGACCGCUGCUCUCAGGCGUACGGGCAUGCACGUCGCUGCGAGGCCAGAGGAGAAGAGUGUGCCAACGCCUGAAGAGUCCGACGAGGGACCCGAUGCACCCGAUCCCGAGCCAACUGCGAGAGAACUGAGUCCCCAACUGGAGGGCGUGUCUUUACCUCCUUUGAGCCAACUGCUAUCGAGCAUCUUCCGCGAUAGCGACGAGCUCCGCAUGCCUUCUCGCGGUCCUACUGUGCUCGACUCGCCUACGAACUUUAGCCCGGUCGGCUCUGCCUUUGACGAAGUACCGUCCCCUCCCCAAGGUUACGUCUCCGAGCAUAUGGGUUAUAGCGGCGGGUCCCUCCCGUCUCCUUCGGACGCAGACGUUAUGGCGUUGGAUGGGCACUCGGCCCUUCAACAUGUGUUCUCUCAGUUUGAUCAUCCCGCCCAACCGACGACCGUCUUCGGUGGCGAAGCUAGCCCGUGGGGAUGCCCUCUGUCUGCCACCAACGACAAUGAAGAGGUCACCGACGACAGCUGUAUCUCGGACGAAUCGGAGUUCCCGUCCAUACUAGACUACAGCUCGUCGCCGAUCACGCAGGCUCCUGCUCGCGAUGCGCUCAUGUUUGCCUGGAGCACAGCUCCCAUGCAACGCCAGGCCGCGACAGAGGGUGUUGGACUUUCACCGCCUUCUUCGCCGUUGAUGCGCGGUUACGCGCGCCUCGCCUCGCCUAUCGUUGAAGAUUCGCCUUCAGCCACCGCGCAUCUGUUGGGCGGAUCUCCCUUGGCUGGUGGCGGGAUCAGUGGAUGGUCUCCUUCAUCUGCGUUGUCUACAUCUCCUGGCGUAGCCAAUACAGGUCACUUCCCUUCACCGGUCUUCAAUAACACGGCUAUUCGGCUUUACGAUACGCCGCUCACCCGCUUCAGCAACCGCACCUUCCAAGAACGGUGGGAGGCGAUGUACUCGGCUCGCAACGUCAACCUCUCUCAUCUGCAAGACCUUCCUCCCGUGCACUCGUUGGAAGGCACAGAGGGCCAUGCAAUCAUGGUGGAGGACGAUUCGUCGGCCGACGAAACUUCAAUGGCGGACGCCCCCGCGGUGGAGUCUGCUCAAGGAGAUGAAUUGUCUCUGCGGGCGCCAUCACUUGACAUGCAGUACGCGGCGCUCGGCUUCGUACACAAGCCCAUUGGUCGCGCCCGUGCUCACUCCCACUCGCUUGGUCUCGCGCUCCAGACGGACUUCUCGGCCGAAGGCGCGCCCACGCCGCCGCUGACGGCAACAAGCACUCUCAGCGCCCGUUCCCCCGUCUCCCCAGGAUUGCAGACGCCUGCCCACUCUCUUCUCAUGCAGAUCGUUUCGAGUGGCAAAGACGACAGCUACGGAGCGAGCGCCCAUGGCGUGAAACUUGAACCGGUCGAUGAGAACAUGCUUCCGUGGAACGAGGGCUUUCCCACUGAACACGAUCCGCUGGCGCCUUACAACAUGUUACAUGACUGGAUCAACAUGGACUACGCCCAAGGAGUUGACGAACAUCCGCUGAAGCUCGAGGAUGCCGGGGAACAAGUGGCUCCUCAGGCCAGCAGCCACUUGUCGGGCGUCCCGGUUGCGUGA
Molecule: messenger RNA, 2304 nt
Organism: Peniophora sp. CBMAI 1063
Lineage: Eukaryota; Fungi; Basidiomycota; Agaricomycetes; Russulales; Peniophoraceae
Source: the annotation of a GenBank genome assembly